Lampris incognitus (smalleye Pacific opah) is the source of this 8174-nucleotide messenger RNA. It is a transcript of the gene myo18ab, whose product is annotated as myosin XVIIIA b. Gene Ontology annotation, cellular component: myosin complex. Gene Ontology annotation, molecular function: cytoskeletal motor activity; ATP binding; protein binding. The record is from RefSeq and is a predicted model, not a curated record. The transcript has 41 exons. The coding region runs from base 199 to 6339 and encodes 2046 amino acids. Lineage: Eukaryota; Metazoa; Chordata; Actinopteri; Lampriformes; Lampridae.
GCGGGCUGUUGCUUUCAACACGUUUUUUACGCCAGUCCAAACUGGGCUGCACCCAGCAACGGCAGCGCUAGAGACGAUUCCUGUAAGUCAUUUCAGGAACAUUUGUCCAGUCAAGUGAACCUCUUGCUCUGUAUGAAGACUUACGUUUGAGAAAACAAAAGCCACACCAGUGGGACACACUUUGUUGAGUGCCACAACAUGUUCAAUUUGAUCAAAAAGGAUAAGGAAAGGGAUGGGGGGAAAAAAGAAAAGAAAGAAAAGAAAGAGAGGAUGUCUGCAGCAGAGCUACGCAGUCUGGAAGAAAUGAGUAUGCGCCGUGGUUUCUUCAACCUGAAAAGGGAAGCUAAAAGGGAGUCAAAGCACAAGGUUGAGAUCUCAAACCCCAUCCCUAUCAAAGUGGCCAGUAGCCAUGAGCUGAGCCUCACUGACAUCGAGUCGGAUGGUUUAAGCAACCGCAGCAGUAUGGUUCUGGAUGACCAGCUCAGCGCUGCCAGCUCUACUGAUGACUUGAAGGGAGAGGGUGGGGGAGGACAAGAUGGACACCGUAGCUCAGUGCGAGACCGUGUUGCCCACUUUGGUUCGCUGGCUAAGCAGAACUCCUCACAAGUUGGUCAGAUGAUGAAGCGCUUCUCUUUUUCCCAAAGGGGCAAAGAGGAGAGCCCCUUAGAUGGUUCUACACCCUCAGGCCAGAAUUCUACUGCUCCUUCACCUCAGGUAGAGGCCAAGGUGUUUGAUUCACAGUGCAAGCACAGCCUCAAGCAACAGCUUGGAGCACCAGCGGCUAUAAAGGUCUGCAUCCCUGAAGUAGUGGACAAGACCUUUCCUGCAGAUCUAAGACUUCCUGCUGUCAUUGCACCAACUUCACCUGAAACGCGUGAACUUGAACUCCAGCGUCGCAACACCGGUGACUUUGGAUUCUCUUUGCGCCGCACUACUAUGCUUGACCGUGGCAUGGAUGGAGGAGUAUACAGACGUGUGGUUCACUUUGCAGAGCCCGGUGCUGGCACUAAGGACCUCGCACUGGGGCUUGUGCCAGGUGACAGGCUGGUAGAAAUCAAUGGUCAUAAUGUGGAGAGCAAGAGCCGGGAUGAAAUAGUGGAGAUGAUCCGCCAGUCUGGAGAAACAGUCCGACUCAAAGUGCAGGCCAUCCUGGAGCUGAGCGAGUUGAGCUGCUGCUGGCAGAGGAACACUGAGGGGCUCUACAGGGAGGCUAGAGAAGUGAAGACCGAGGAGCAGAUAGCAGCAGAGCAGGCAUGGUAUGGCUCAGAGAAAGUGUGGCUGGUCCACAAGGACGGCUUCUCCUUAGGCACUGUAGUAAAGACAGAGUCUGAUUCUGUGACUGAGGGCAAGGUGAGAAUCAAACUGGAACAUGAUGGGACAGUACUGGAUGUAGAUGAAGAUGAUGCGGAAAAGGCCAACCCUCCAUCAUAUGACCGCUCUGAAGACUUGGCCUCGUUGCUCUACCUAAAUGAGUCCAGUGUCAUGCAUUCCCUGAGACAGCGCUAUGGAGGCAACCUCAUCCAUACCUAUGCUGGACCCAGCAUGGUGGUGAUCAACCCCCUCAGCACACCUUCUAUGUACUCAGAGAAGGUGAUGCACAUGUUCAAAGGCUGCCGGCGUGAGGACAUGGCUCCUCAUAUCUAUGCUGUGGCCCAGUCUGCCUACCGCAACUUGCUGACCACUCGUCAAGACCAGUCCAUUGUGUUGCUUGGCAAGUCUGGCAGCGGCAAGACCACCAACUGUCAGCACCUGGUGCAGUACUUGGUCUCUAUCGCUGGUAGCACUGGCAAGAUCUUCUCAGCGGAGAAAUGGCAGGCAGUGUACACUAUCCUGGAGGCUUUUGGGAACAGUGCCACUUCCAUGAACACUAAUGCCAGUCGCUUCUCCCACAUUGUUUCUCUGGACUUUGAUCAGGCUGGACAGGUUGCCUCUGCCUCUAUUCAGACCAUGCUGCUGGAGAAGCUGAGGGUGACCAAACGCCCAGAGGCCGAGUCCACCUUUAACAUCUUCUACUACAUGAUGGCCGGAGCUGACGCUGCUCUCAGAACGGAGCUACACUUAAACCACUUUGCUGAGAACAGUGCUUUUGGGAUCCUACCUCAGUCCAAGCCUGAGGACAAGCAGCGAGGCUCCCAGCAUUUCAUCAAGCUGCAGGCAGCCAUGAAAGUGCUAGGCAUCUCUGUUGAAGAGCAGAAGGCCCUCUGGCUCAUUCUGGGGGCUAUCUACCACCUUGGGGCUGCAGGGGCCACUAAAGCUGGGAGAAAGCAGUUUGCUCGCCAUGAGUGGGCCCAGAAGGCUGCCUACCUGUUGGGCUGUACCCUGGAGGAACUUUCCUCUUCCAUCUUCAAACAUCACACCAAAGGACUUCAGCACUCCACUUCAUUCAGAGGAGGCCCCGAGGAAGCCGACAGAAGUGACGGCCCAGGUCUGAAGAUCACAGCCCUGGAAUGUCUGGAGGCCAUGGCAUCAGGUCUCUACUCAGAGCUCUUCACCCUCGUCAUCUCCCUUGUUAACAGGGCUCUAAAGUCCACUCAGCACUCCCUGUGUUCACUGCUGAUUGUAGAUACACCAGGUUUCCAGAACCCCCGCAUGGCACAGCGCCAACGAGCGGCCACCUUUGAGGAGCUCUGUCAUAACUACACUCAGGAGAGGCUGCAGACCCUCUUCCAUGAGCGAAGCUUUGUCCAGGAACUCGAGCGAUACAAAGAGGAAAACAUAGAGCUUGCUUUAGAUGACAUAGAAUCCAGUACCUCAUUGACUGUAGCAGUCGUUGACCAACCCUCAACUCAAACCCUGGUGCGUACCCUUGCCAGGACAGAUGAAGCACGGGGUCUACUGUGGCUGAUGGAGGAGGAAGCCGUUUCGCCAUCAGGAUCAGAGGAAACAUUGCUGGAGAGACUGUUUAACUACUAUGGUCCCACACAGGGAGAAAACAAAGGUCCCGGUUUGCUGCUGAAGGGGGAGAAGGCCAAUUACUUCCUGCUGGGCCACAGCUGUGGAACAGACUGGGUGGAGUAUGAUACUCAGGGCUGGCUGAGCCACGCCAAGCACAACCCUGCCUCGCAAAAUGCUGCCAUGCUGCUGCAAGACUCCCAAAAGAAGAACAUAAGCGGGCUGUUCAUGGGCAGAGUAGCUGGGGCUACAGUGCUUUCAGGCUCCGUCGCAGGUCUGGAGGGCGGCUCUCAGCUAGCCUUACGACGUGCCACCAGCAUGAGAAAGACCUUCACCACAGGCAUGGCUGCUGUUAAAAAGAAGAGCCUCUGCAUCCAGAUCAAACUGCAAGUGGAUGCUCUGAUUGACACAGUGCGUCGGUCCAGGAUACACUUUGUUCAUUGCCUGCUGCCCAAAGCAGAGGCAGUGGGUGCAGGAGGUGAUCCCCGUGUCGCCCAUGGAGAAAGUUCUGAUGCUGGCCUCAUGACGCUUGAUGCAGGCCUGCUCAGGGCCCAGCUCCGUGGCUCCAAACUACUAGAUGCAUUGCGAAUCUACAGACAAGGGUAUCCUGACCACAUGGUGUUCUCUGAAUUCCGUCGACGCUUUGAUGUACUUGCACCAAACCUGACCAAGAAGCACAGCCGCAACUACAUUGUCACCGAUGAGAGGAGGGCCGUGGAGGAGUUGUUGGAGUCCUUGGAACUGGAUAAGAGAAGCUACCACAUGGGAUUGAGCAAGGUUUUCUUCCGAGCAGGGACCUUGCCCAAGUUGGAAGAGCAGCGAGAUGUGCAGACGAGGAGGAACAUCACACUGUUCCAGGCUGCUUGUCGUGGAUACUUAGCCAGACAGGCAUUCAAAAAGAGGAAGAUUCAGGACCUGGCCAUUCGCUGCAUCCAGAAGAACAUUAAGAAGAACCGUGGAGUAAAGCACUGGCCGUGGUGGAAGCUCUUCACUGUUGUCAGGCCUCUCAUUGAGGUGCAGCUCACUGAGGAGCAGAUUCGUGGCAAAGACGAGGAGAUCCAGCAGCUGAAGCAAAAGGUGGAGAAGUUGGAGAAGGAGAGGAAUGAGCUGAGACUCAACAGUGAUCGUCUUGAGCGACGGAUUACAGAGCUCUCAUCAGAGCUUGCUGAUGAGAGAAACACGGGAGAGUCUGCCUCCCAGCUAUUGGAGACAGAGACCUGUGAGAGAUUACGACUGGAGAAGGAAAUGAAGGACCUCCAGGCCAAGUAUGACAACAUGAAUAAACAGAUGGAGUCAAUGGAAAUGGAAGUGAUGGAGGCGAGACUCAUCAGAGCGUCCGAACUCAACGGAGAGGUAGACGAUGAUGACACAGGAGGAGAGUGGAGGUUGAAGUACGAGCGAGCGAUCAGGGAGAUCGAGUUCACCAAGAAGAGGCUCCAGCAGGAGUUUGACGACAAGCUGGAGGUGGAGCAACAGAACAAACGGCAGUUAGAGAGGAGGAUUGGUGACUUGCAGGCAGAUAAUGAAGAGUCCCAGCGCAUGACCCAGCAACUGAAAAAGAAGUGCCAAAGGCUGACUGCUGAGCUGCAAGACACUAAGCUCCACCUGGAGGGUCAACAGAGCCGUAACCAUGACCUGGAAAAGAAGCAGAGAAAGUUUGACAGUGAACAGAGCACGGUGCAGGAGGAAGUUCAGAGAGAGCGGUGCCAAAAGGAGAAGCUGGCCAGGGAGAAAGACAUGUUGACUGGAGAAGUCUUUAGCUUGCGACAACAGCUUGAGGACAAGGACCUUGAGAGGUGCGCAGUCAACCUGAAGCUGGAGCAGCUAGAGGCUGAGUUGCAGGACCUAAACUCUCAGGAAUCCAAAGAUGAGGCUUCCCUGGCCAAGGUCAGGAAGCAGCUCCGAGACAUGGAGGCAAAGGUCAAAGACCAGGAGGAGGAGCUGGAUGAGCAGGCAGGCACCAUCCAAAUGCUGGAGCAGGCCAAGUUGCGUUUGGAGAUGGAGAUGGAGCGUCUUCGCCAAACACACUCCAAGGAUAUUGAGGGCAAAGAUGAUGAGGUGGAGGAAAUCAGACAGUCCUGUAGCAAGAAGUUGAAGCAGAUGGAGGUCCAGCUAGAAGAGGAAUAUGAUGAGAAACAGAAGGUGCUGAAAGAGAGGAGGGAGCUGGAGGCUAAGCUUCUGUCUGUUCAGGACGAGGUGAGACACACUGACAUUGAGACUGAGAAGAGAUUGAGGAAGGAUUUGAAGAGAACUAAAGUCCUUUUGGCUGAUGCCCAGAUCAUGUUAGACCACAUGAAAAGCAACGCACCCAGCAAGAGGGAGAUUGCCCAGCUCAAGAACCAGUUGGAGGAGUCUGAGUUCACGAGUGCAGCAGCAGUCAAGGCCCGUAAAUCCAUGGAGGUGGAGAUUGAAGACCUGCAUGUUCAGAUGGAGGACAUUUCCAAAGCCAAACAGGUGCUGGAGGAGCAAGUCAGCCGCCUGCAGAGGGAGAAAAAUGACUUACAGUCUCGGAUGGAGGAAGAUCAGGAGGACCUCAAUGAACUGAUGAAGAAACACAAAUCUGCUGUGGCCCAGUCUGCACAGCACCUGGCCCAGAUUAGUGAUCUUCAAGGCCAGCUGGAGGAGGGCCUAAAGGAGAAGCAGGAGAUCCAGGAGAAGAUGCAGGCCCUGCAGAGCCAGCUGGAUUUCCAGGAGCAGUCAAUGGUGGAGAAGUCCCUUGUAAGUCGGCAGGAGGCAAAAAUUCGAGAGCUGGAGACUAAGCUGGAGUUUGAAAAGACUCAGGUCAAACGCCUGGAGGGCCUUGUAGCCCGGCUCAAGGAAAACCUGGAGAAGCUGACAGAGGAACGCGACCAGCGCAGCACCAGCGAGAACCGUGAGAAGGAACAUAACAAACGUCUCCAGAGGCAGAUCAGGGACAAUAAGGAGGAGAUGGGUGAACUGGCCAAGAGGGAAGCAGAGGCCAGCCGCAAAAAACAUGAAUUGGAAAUGGACAUUGAAAGUUUAGAGGCUGCUAACCAGAGCCUGCAGGCAGACCUCAAACUAGCCUUCAAGAGGAUUGGUGAUCUUCAGGCAGCCAUCGAGGAUGAGCUGGAGAGUGAUGACAACGAAGACCUAAUCAACAGCUUACAAGACAUGGUGACUAAGUAUCAGAAAAGAAAGAACAGAAUUGAGGGGGACUCAGACACAGACUCAGAGGACCGUGUGGAUGGGACGAAGUUUUGGCUGUCCAAAAACAAGAGUUGUGCAAAGAACCUCUCAGAUGACAGCAGUCUCAAGAACUCCAGCCCCACCAGCCAACGACGCUUCUGCUUUGAUGGAUCUGACCAGGAGGAGGAAACGCAAAAAAACUUGGGGGCAUCCCGAGGGUCUCAUCACACAAAAUAUAAAUAUAGCAGCUACCUGAGUGAUAGCGAUGGCGAGGAUAAGCCUUCUGAGAGCACAGCAUAAAUUACUCAUUCAGCUUUCAUAAUAUUCUUUUGCAUGAGAAGUUGAUCUCCGUUGUGCACAAGCAGACACAAACACAAUAAUCGCACAUACAAAUACUUAACUGUCAAUAUCACUUUGGGCCCCAGAGCAAUGCAUUAGCAUUAUAAAAACUUACUGUUACUAAUUCUUGCGCAGAGCUUGCUAUGCCUCACCAUGCACGGGUUUGAGCAUGGUAUCAGAUCCAGGUUUGCAAGACCUUUGUUCUUUUCAGCAGCAUCCAACCACCAACCCCCACCCCUAAAACUGCUGCUUCACAAAUGAUGACUUGUUUCUGGUGGUUGCAUUCAAGCAAUUGCUUGGCUUUAGCAGCCCUCCCCUUAUUCUUGCUUUUCAUUAUAGUCUGAACUGAGCCAAAGAACUUGAGGUUGCAAUUAUACAUGAUCAGUGCACAGUAAUACAAUGUAUUACCAAAAGCCUUGGAUGCAAUUACUUGUGUACACUGUGUAGUGAAUGCCUUUUUAUACUUACUAUUUUCACUUCUUUCUGGAACAAGUGCCAUUUUAUUUAAGUAGGUUUCUCUAUGACUGACUUCUCAGCUUCUGCACUUGGGAUUCACUGCGAUGCCAUGCACCACACCGGCUUGGUUUUUGUUCCCUCGGUUUUCAACACUAACUGCUCUCUACCAAGAGCAAAUCAUUUUUACCCCCUUUUUAUAUUUUGUUUAAAAGAGAGGAAUAAGUUGUUUGGUGGGUACUGCCAUAAAGGAAAUGAAAUUCAUUGAAAUUUGAGCAUACCUCAAAUUUCUGUUUUUGCUCCAACUUGAUUUGACUUGGUGCUUGCUACAGUACUUUAAGAGUAAAAGGUCUUUAACUCAGCUGUAUUUACUGUGUCCUUGUGUUUGUUGUUCACAUUCUUGCUCCAAUUUUUGGAUUUGGUUGUGCUUUACUUUAAUAUUCUCAGCAUUUGGCAACUGUCCUGGUUUGGUUUCUGACAAAACGUAUUGCCAGUCAGCAGACAGUAUCCUCAGUCAGUUUGUUCAUGUGCUUUUUGGAUGAUGUUACUUAAUUGGACGCACUACAUGUCAGAGCUGAUACUGUGAAACUACGUUCAGUGUCCGAGGCCUGUUAACUUUGGUGGGUUUUUCCUUCCUGGGCCACCCAGUAUUGCCUCAUAAUCAGCAGGAAAAGAAAAGCCCACAUUUCUUCAAUUGUCGAAGUAUUGGAUUUAACCCUUUGGCUAGCUCUCUAGUAUUUAUGAAGUACCAUUGAAAUAUUUUAGCAAUGUACCCAAAGUCUGUAAUGUCUUUCCAUUGUAUUGGGCCUGUAUGGUUUUUGCUGACACUCUGUAUGAGGGGUGACGUGUGAUUAUAUGCUUUUUUUAUAGACCUUCGUCUUUGCUUCUCAUUCUCUAUGCAGUCAACACAAGUUUUGAAAUAAAUUUGGAAGAGUGUUUUUGACCUUAUCCCUGAUAAACCUCACCCAGUAAACUUAUUGCUAUUAAAGCAAAAAAGCAGACGGCUGUUACUGCAUACAUUAAUAUUUAUAUUUAAAAAUCUGUAUGAUUCAUGCUACCUUAAAAAGUAGUGCACAUUUAUUUUCAUCAUUGAAUUGACCACUUGUUACAAGUAAUAAUUUUGCAUUACAAUUUAAUAUAUUGUAAAUAAAUGAUGGUGACUGUUUCAAAGUGCCUCCAAAAUUGAUUUUUUUCCAUGUGCCAAUGUAAAAUGUUCAUUUACUGUACUUUGUCUCUUUCAUGCUUGAUGUUUUGAUGUUUCACACACUUUGAGAAAUGUUUUCUGUUGAACACUACUUGAAAGCAGAGCUGUGAUGGUCCACAAGUGUGCUGGAUUACUGUCA